Molecule: messenger RNA, 544 nt
Organism: Paramecium octaurelia
Lineage: Eukaryota; Ciliophora; Oligohymenophorea; Peniculida; Parameciidae
Source: the annotation of a GenBank genome assembly
UAUUUAACAGUUCCAUGGCAUCAAAAGUCAAAAUAGAAUGCAUCAAAUAAGGAUAUUAAAUAAGUAAUGAAAUGAAAAUAGAUAUUAUGGACUUUUAUAAUCGAUCAUUACAUCAAGAACAUUAUGCCCAUAAAACUGAUUACAUUAGACAUAAUCUGGAAGAGAAAUAUGGUAAUUAAUAAAUCUAGUAUAUAGGUCGAUGUUUUUCGAUUAUCAUAUAUUCAAUAGGUUCAUUUGUGUCUCAUUCAUUUUUAUACGCUGACGAUUUUUUAUUAGAAUUGAGAUCUCCUGAGCAUCAUAUUCUUGCCUAUUUAUUACCUCCCUCUUAUACUCCUCCUCCAUUGAUCCCUGAUCCUUAGGUUGUACCAUUAAGUAGAACAUUAAGUCACCCCUUACACGCUUCUAAGCCUGUUUAAUUGUAAUUAUCUCAUUUUACUGUAGUUAACAAUCAGCUCAAUCCAAGAUCUUAGAUUAUCCAACACAAUAUUCAUCUUAUUAUGCUAAUAAAUAUUACGAUGGCUAUUAUAGAAGAGGAUAUUGGUGA